Xyrichtys novacula (pearly razorfish) is the source of this 29009-nucleotide messenger RNA. NCBI's taxonomy places the organism in Eukaryota, Metazoa, Chordata, Actinopteri, Labriformes, Labridae. The record is from the annotation of a GenBank genome assembly.
CUCACUGUCACUGUGUUGCUGUCAGGGAAUGAAUGUGAACGGCUAGCCGGCUGGUAGCUUUGGCAAUGUUGUCAUUAUCAGAAUGAUAUCACAGCGGGACAGAGGAGAACUCGCUCGGUUUUAUACUGUUACAGAUCCGAAAAAGCACCAGAAAGGAUAUACUGUCUACAAAGUAACCGCAAGGGUAAGUGAAGGGGAGGAUGGGUGCUGUGACAGCAAGGCUAAUGCUAGGUGUUAUUAGCUAGCUGCCUAGCUUGAGUUUAGCUCCUAUGAUGCAAAUACAUGUAACGUUACUUUCUGGUCAUCACACAAUGGUAACUGCGUCGUCAGACACAUUAAAUAAUGAUUUUUUUUUCAAUCUGAAUAAAGUACAGUUUUUAUACUAGAGGUUGAAUUGGAUUAGCAGUGUUAGCAGUCAGAUUGAAUCCGUCAGAAACGCUGGAUGAGGGUUAGAUGGCUAACUAGCCUCCAGCCCUGUCAGUGUUAUGUGAAGCUGUAUAAGACAAGUACCUUUUUUUAACCAAGUAACUUUUUACUCUAAAGCUGAUUCGUAAUGGCAUAGCUUGGGGUGACUGUCACUUAUAAUUGCCCCUAAUUAAGCAAUAAACGUAAGCUAAAAGAACCUGACUAUCAAGUCAAACUAGCUGUCUUAGCUAGAAUAGAAGUAAACCAACCAGACAUAUGGGAAAUGAAAUAGUUCAUGGUAGAGCUGUUGUAUCGCCCAUGUGUUCAUGAUGUCAUGGCUGGUUGGUAAUUAUCGAAGCACAGGCUGACCAUUUGGCCAGACUAGCCGCAUGACCCCUUAUAUCUUCCAGGGUCAUGUGCUGAAUUUACCAAAGAUAUUUAAAGUCAGGGAAAAAAAGUUCGACAAACUCCCUUUAAGUUUGUCAGUUUUCCACCUGUCACUGGCAAUAAUAUAAAAAAUAUUAAAUUAUUCUGUCUUUUAUUCCAUCUUUUAAGCUUUGCCUGAUUUUUUUAGCAAAGAGACUAAACACAACUCACUCACUCUCUUCCAGCAGCCGCUUGUUUGUAGUGAAAUCUGGGGCCAGUCCAUUACGGACUGCUGAGGGGUGAUGUCGCUCAAGGAAGAACAUUUAUGAUCAUUUCUUCAUGGAAAUGCAAUCAAACCGAGACGCUAAGGCAGAAGAACUACUGCGUCUGCAGUGCAAAAUGAUUAAUAUGGUGAUUAUUACUUCAAGGAAAUGAUAAAGAAAUGAUCAUAAAUGUUCUUCCUUGAGCUGCGUCACCCCUGCUGCGGUAAUGGACUCGCCUGAGGUCUCGCUACAAACAAGCGGCUGCUGGAAGAGAGUGAGUGAGUUGUGUUUAGUCUCUUUGCUAAAGAAAUCAGGCAAAGCUAAAAAGAUGUUUGGUGGCUAGUACUAUGGCUGGGACCCUAUAUGUGCUGUUGAUGAAGUUAGGUUAUUAUUUGUGUCUAUAGAGUGGCUUUUUGGUUGAGGUUUGUGUAUGGCUCCUGAGACCGCUGUGUAUUGCUAUCGUGUGGUCGUUACUAAAGUUGGUAUAACUAGAGAAGCAAGCGGUGGGCAACAUUCAUCUAUCAAGGGGGUGUCUAACUUGGUGUUACGGUGUGUUUGACCCUAAAUUAGUUUUUAUGCCGGAUUAUCCCUUUAAUGAUUUCAUAUAUUAUAAAGGUGGUCUUGUUAUGAUCAGACAAAUUUGAAAAAUCCUAGGGUUAAGUUCUAAUGCUUCAGCAUCUCUGCCUGUCAUCCUGCUUGUCACCAUUGUUUGUGAUAUCUUGUUUCUCUCUCGGCUUUCGUCACUUGCUACAUAAUACGGUCAUUGUCACACUCGGCUGGUUCCCCGCUCAGACUUGUGUCAGCCACACAAAAAAAGUCAUGGCAGGAAAACCAGCAUUGAAAUCUUGGACUUUUUGAUCAAACUUUCUUUUUCCUUUUCAAUGCAGAUAAUCUCCAGGAAGAGCCCAGAGGAUGUGCAAGAGGUGAGUUAUUCAACUUCUGCCUUUAUACUGAGACUUUGUGAUCUUAUGUCAGGAGUUGAAUGGAUUACUUUGAAUUUAGGGAACACCAUGAAGUAAUAACACAUUUUUUUGUGAAUCAUACCAGCAGAAAUGUUAGUUGAAAGUGAAACUCUUUGUGAUACUAUUCACCUUGAAAAACCUUUUUUCCUUGUUAAGGAUUAUAUAGAAGACGUAGAAAGGUUUUCCUUUCCUUUAAUAGAUCUUAACAUGCUGUAUAACACACAUGCGUGUUUGUUACACACCCAGGAAUUCAGUCCAGUGUGGAACCAGUGCAAAUGCAGGAGGCGUGAUGCCAAUUACUGUCUGGUAGCACACAUACCUCCAUGAUUAAGUAAAGGUCUUGUAAGGGAGCUCAGUCUAGUUUUCUCACAGUGGCUGACUGGUCAGGAUUUUAACAUGGCACACUGGAAUCUGAACACUGAGGGCAGAACUGUUUUUUUAUUAUUCCACAGUAAGGAAAUGCUUCAUUCAGGUUUGUGAGUGAUUAUUUUUGACUCGUGUGCUCAGUCGAAUUUUCCAAGAUGGUGCUUGAGCACUCGUAUGAAUUGGUCGCUUCUAUGUGUUGGCUUUGAAACAAGCUUGGAUGCUUCAUUUAUAGCUCAAUUAAAAGUUUUUACAUUUUUCCUAACCAGACACUUGAUUUAGACACUUGAAAAGUAAGUUGUCAAGCGAUUAUAAUAUUUUCUUUCAGACAAGUUCAGAGUCAAGCUGCAAAAUUGUUUUGAUCCAUGCCAUAAUAGACCAACAAGUGCCUUUUUCUGUCAGUCUUUAUUGUUUUCUUCUUCCUCUACUCCUUUAGAUAACAGUAUGGAAGCGAUACAGUGAUUUCCGUAAGCUUCAUCAAAACCUCUGGCAGCUGCACAAGAAUGUAUGUAGCCAGUCAGAGCUGUUUCCACCCUUUGCAAGGGCCAAAGUUUUUGGUAAGAAAAUAACCCUUUCACAUUCACCUGUGUAAAAAGACUGUACCAUGAAAGAGACAAAAUGGCUCUCCUCAUUUUUACACGCUUGCUCUAAUCCUAAAGUGAGGAUCAGUCUUCUUAUUUUAAAUUCUUGGUUCUCUGGUACCUUCACAUCUAUUUUUCAGAAAAAUGGUCAGAGACUGGGAUGUAAAGUAUGGCAGUAAAUGCUGAUUCUGACCAAACGGAGACAACUCUGCCGCCUGGAGGCAGCUCGGUGAUACUGCUUGUAAUGAAGCUCUUCCACAUAAUUGAUCAUGUCCUUCAUAUAUGCAACUGCAGGUCGCUUUGAUGACUCGGUAAUUGAGGAGAGAAGACAGUGCUCUGAAGAUCUGCUCCAGUUCUCCGCUAAUAUCCCUGCUCUCUAUAGCAGUCAGCACAUCCAAGACUUUUUCAAGGUAUGUUAAAAUACACACAUGUAAAAAAAAUGACAAAGAAACUCCUCCAUGGACUUUGACUGCAAUCUUUCUAACAACUUUUCAAGGGAGGUGAGGUGCACGACGGCUCGGAGCUCAUUGGACCAGCGGAGCCUUUUUCUGAUUUCCUGGCAGAUAGUUUAUCAGACUGCAGCUCUGACGGUAUGUUUACACAGAAUAACAGACUGAACCAGCCUCUCUGUAAAGCUGCUGAACCACACUUGCUCAUAAAUACGUGGACAUGUUUUUCAGUGCAAAGAGACAUCAGUGGUGCAGAUGAUUUAACUAUCACAUCUGAGUAUGGAGGUAAGAUUUUUAUUUUUACUUUAUUUAACCAGGAAAUAUCCCAUUGAGAUUAAGAACCUCUUUUUCAAGGGAGUCCUAGCCAAGAGGCAGCAGACACAAAAUACAGUUACCACAUUUUCCAGACUAUAAAUCGAUUUAGAGUUUAAGUCGCACCAGCCAAAAAAUGCACAAUGAAGUAGAAAAAACAUAUACCGGUAUAAUUUUUUGGGGGGGAAUUUAUUUUACAAAAUCCAAGACCAAGAACAGACGUUUCAUCGGAAAGGGAGGUCAUAAUGAUAACAAUAGAAUAGAGAACAGGCUGAAUAUCUGUACAGUAUGCUAACGUAGCACGUUGAUGGUUAUUCACCUGCAUGAAGCAUAAACAACGAACUCAAUAGGUGUCUGGUAUGUUAAUGUAACAUAUAAACAGUUAUUCAGAUAAAAACUAUAGGAUAUAAAUAACAUACCAAAACAAGUUUACCAAACUCUCGAUCUCACUCCAAAUCACUAAAUCCAUUGAAUUCUUCAUCCUCAGUGUCACCUCUGUACAACUAGAGUGCCCUCUAGCGGCUGUCAGUGUGAAAAUAACAAACAUGUGAAAUCAUAUUUUUUAACAUAUAUGUAAGUCGCACUUGAGUAUAAGCCGCUAACCCAGCCAAACUAGGAAAAAAAAAACGUACAGUCCGGAAAAUACAGUACAUAUUCACAUAAAUAAGACACAGAACUUAAACACAUAAUGAGAAACAAGAACAUAUUGUGGAAUUGGCCUCAAUAACUCUGAAGUUUGGAUUUAAAAGUGCUCAAAGAAAUUCAGUCAGUUAGUUUCCAGUCUUUCUGAAACAUAUCCCAUGCAUAAGGUGCAGAGUAAAUAAAUGCCCUUUUACCCAUCUCCAUACAAGCCUAAGGGACAGAAAGUAACAAUUGAUCUCGUGAACAAAGAGAAUAAGAUUCAGCAUUUCUCAGAGUAAUUGAGGUGCAAUUGUAUGAAGGUAGCAGAUCCAAUAUUGCCUUAUAAAUGAAAGUGUACCAAUGACUAGCCCUUCAAAUGGCCAGAGCAGGACAUCCUACUUGAGAGUAUAAUUCACAAUGAUGAGUAGACAUCUUACAGUUAUUAAUGAACCUCAAAGAAGCAUGAUAAACAGUAUCAAUCAUUAUAAGACAUUGAGCAGCAGCAAUUAUGUUCAAAGAAUCUCCAUAAUUCAACAUAGAUAAAUUACAGAGAGUUUCAAACCCAAGAUUUGUUCAAAAACAGACAAACAUUGGAACAUCAUCGCUGAGUUCAACCAUCAUGUAUUCAUUAAACAGAGACUGAGAAUAGUUUGUCUCUGCCUUUUAUGACUCUGGUCUCCUCUCCAGGCCCGUCCAGUGACAGUGACUUGACCUCCCUGGCUGUGGAUUCAGACUCUCUGGCUGGGCUGGAUGAUGGCAUGGCCUCAGGUCGCACCUCCCCAAACCAGCCACAGGGGGGAGCCACCAACAUUAGCAGCAGCUGCAGCCCUCGCUUGCCCUCCCUGCACAGUCGCCGUACCCCAUCUCCUGCCCCGGUCCCUGCCUCCUCAGCCCCUAACCCAGAGGUCAACUGGCAGGGCCGAACAGCACUUUUCUCAGGCAGCCUGAAGAAAGUCACUGGUGGCAACACGAAGGACGUCAAGUCAGACUACUUAGACAGAGCUAGUGAGCUUAUCUGUUUAGCUGAACAGAAAGAGAAAGAGCAGGACUUCCAGGCAGCUUUCUCCUGCUAUCGCAGCGGAGUGGACCUACUGCUGCAGGGAGUGCAAGGUCAGUGUGAGAGAAAGCUGUGUCACUUUUUUAUGGCCAAAAAAAAGAAGUUGCUCAAAUGCAGAUGAAGCAUGACUGAUGUCUUUUUUUGCUGCAUCCAAAUCUGUUUUUAGUGGUUAAAAAUGUGCAGCAGUGACAAAAAAUAAUAUUUCUAUUAAAUUAUAUUAAAAAAUAGAGGAAAAAAAUGUUUACAUUUGUAGGCAUCAGGUUGUAAUAUAGCGAGCUAUUUUAGAAAACAAUCAUAGUUACCAUAAAAGCUUUGAACGUUUGGCUCUAAGUGUAGAAACUGGGUCUUAGAUGACCUUAGCCUUCAUUAGCGCUUCAUAAGAAGAGGGGAAGCUGUCCACUCAGUUUUCACUCUUUUUAAAGCUUGUCACCAGAGCUACUUGCUUUUUGUCUGUAAACAAACGCUGUCAUUUAACUCUGCAGAACUGCUUUUUUAUUUUUUUGUUUAAUAAGAAAACUCACCGAGCUUUUUCACCUCAUAUAUCAGGUGAGCACAGUCCCAAGCGGCGAGAGGCUGUGAAGAAGAAGACUGCAGAGUAUCUGAUGCGUGCUGAACAGAUAUCUAGUCAACAUCUGAGGAGCAACAUGGGUCAAGGGUCAACACAGACGGUGGUGAGUGGGAGAGAAAAUUCACUGGCCCUGCUAUCUGUGUUAUGAUAUGCUAAUAUAUUAAUAUUCAUGCAUACACCAGGGUCCUCAAACCACUUGAGGGAGUGUAUCAGAGUGCUUGUGAGUUUAAUACAGAUGAAAACGUUGGAGUAAGUCUGUAUUAAAAAGAUCUCAUUGUACUUUGUGUUGCGCAUUGGCAGUGCUGAACAAUCAGUAUUUGUACGAUUGCAAUUUAGAGAUUAACUGAAGUUACUUUGACUGAAGAGUUUUCAUUACAAACUUACAGAAACUUAUCUUCCUAGUUUGCCACAUCCCUCAUUAUACUAAUGCAUGUUUUUUCUUUGUUUAACCUGGCUGCUUUGUAUUUCACAACUCUUUAUGUGCAUGACCAUAUUUUAAGGUCGCCUUUGUCCAGUAUUAAAGCACUAUGAAUUUUUCUUCUGCCCAAGGCUUUGGGGGCGCAGUGCUGUGCGUCCACCAGCAGAGGAAACCAGCAGAGUCCAUCUGAAGAACUCCGAGCCUUCAGAGUGCUUGGAGUCAUAGAUAAGGUCAGUUUACCAUUUAUUUCUAACAACUACCAUUCCUUUUUAUGCCCAGACGCACAUUAACAGACGACAAGACGAAUUAAAUAUCCUUUAGAAAUAAAUAUUUUCUUGAAUGUAAAUUUCAUGAAAUAAGUGCAACACAAUCAGAGUUAAAAUCUAUCAAUCAGUAAAUCAGUCUUUAUUUAUAUAGCACCAUUUCACAACAGAUGUGAUUUUAAGCUGCUCAACAGAAUAAGCAGGUCCAGACUCUUUGUUUAUGUUGUUACAAGUAGAGAAAGACUGAUCCAUAGAGCAGAUUAACUUUGCAUUUUGAUGUAAUUGGCGUCAUAUUGGUACCAGUCUUCUCAAGGCCGAUAUCAUAUCAGAUCAUCUAAAACACUCAUUGUCUUUUCAUUCUUAUGAAUUUUGUAGUAAUGUUAAGAUUAAUACAGUUCUGCCUACAUUUAAUGAAACAUUUACAUAAGGUCACCAGCUUUGUUUGUCAUUUGUUAGUAUUUUUAUAUUGAAUAAGAAAACAUUACUGCGAUAUCAGCGCUAUACAUCAGCCAUUGGACAAUGUGCUCCUCUUUUAUUGGUGUUGGUCAUAGAAAAACUUCUUUAUUUUAUUUAUUUAGACUUUAUUUAACCAGGAAUGUCCCAUUAAGAUUAAAAACCUCUUUUUCAUGUCCUGGAAACUGAUAGUGGUUAACCACUAUUACAAAGACUCACCAUCAAAAUAAGAUAAGGUCCAAUCUCAUGUUCUAUCGUGAGCAGGACACUUUGUAGCAUUGAGAAAGUUUCUCGGCAGGACAAAUCCUCCUGUUAACAGAUAGAAAACCUCCUGCAUAACUAGACUCCUGUUGAAAACCUGUGCAACUGUGAUGAGAUUAGAAGGAGGAGAAUAUGAAGAGAACGAUAGAGACAGACAACAACAACAAUGACAUUAUUAACAAGAACAGUUGCAUAGAGUCAUGGUUACAGUCCCAAUAAUUUUAGUCAGAGUACUUAUGCUAUUCACAGGAAGCAAAUUGAUGAUAACAGACUGAUUUGGGAAUUUACGGCAGUUAAAACCAACAGGUCAUUAUAAUAAAUGUUAUUAAUAAUAGCAUUUGCAAUAAUAAUGAUAAUGGGAUAUGGAUGGUAUCAUCAAUUAAGGCAGUUGUAGUCAAGCUGAUCUACAAUGUAUAUAAUAACAGCAAUAAUUACACUGAGACGGAUAUUAAUAGUAGAAACAGUUGGAGUCUGGCAGGUCCACAGCAGCAGGCUGACAUCAGCAACAAUUCAGAGAAACUUAAGACAAGGGAGUUCAGGGACGCCCAGAAAGAUUGGUGAUUGAUAACUGCAGUGGGACAUAAAGAUCGAAGUUAGGGACACACAGAAGUAGACAGUCCUAAAUCUAAGUGUUCACAAAAAGGAAAGUUAAAAGUUUUCUCUUAAAAUGAGAGAAGCUCCAAGACCUUGUUGAGAGAUGAUUGUUCGAUGAUUCCAAAGGUGGGAGAUGAUGGUAUCAUACAGUAUGUUUCUACUUACCAUUCUUCUCAAAUAUGAGGUUUGAGAAUGUAGAGUUCCAGAGGGACGUGAGGGAACAAUGAGCUCUUGAAGAUAGGACGGUGCCUUAUCAUUUCGAGCUGUGUCAGUCAGAAGAAGAGAUGUGACAAAGUGGUGCUACCUGUAUAGUCAGCCAUAUUUUCCAGCAUGCUUGUGCAGAAAAGCAGCCACUUCCACUACACAAUGACUGGGGGGCAAAUUUACAAUGAUUUAAGUUUGAAUACUAAGGCUUAAUGGUUGCGGUCAUGACAGCGAGCAUUGUCUCAAGAAAAGACUGUAAAUUGGUUAUAUGCUUCCAUAGACUGUAUAUAGAAUGGACGCCGUCUGCCUCCUCACUAUGUGAAGCCACCCUAUUAACAGCACCCUCUGGUGACGGGCUGCAGUAUAGGUCAUAAAUCCCACCUCCUCUAGCAAUCCCUAUGGAGCUGUGGACAAACUUUAGAAAUUUAUUACACAGAAUAUAAAUUUUUCUCCCCCCUGGUUGUGAUGUUGACAUGUAGUUAUUGUAACAUUGGUUUAUGCUCAAGCCCCCUUUUUUCUGUACAGCUCCAUUUUUAGUUAUUAGGGGGUUCAUGUUUCCAUGAUUGACACUUGAUACAGUCUAUGGGCAUGCGAAGGUUGCGUAGCUCACCCGGGGGUAACUCUGUUUAAGCCGAGCGUCAUCACAGCGACUCUGGACGAAUCUCCCGCCAAACACUACUGCGCAAGUUAAUAAAAUCCUGGAAAUACUGAGAGCAAUUUGGCUUCAAAUUUGUAUAAUGACUGGAGGUGGAACCAAGUCGCCCAUAGUAUAUACAGUCGAUGGUUGCAUCCCUCUGUGUUCUAUGGUAUGGUAAAGCGAUCUGAGUAUAAAGAACACUGCUUAUUUUUAAGGGAAAAAUAGUCAAAAAAGGUUCUAUUUUAUACUCUACAUUUCAAAGAGAAUAAAAUUCUUCUGAAGGAAACUGGUUUUGUGGUCCUAAAAAAGAGGUGAUCCUGCAGGUGACUUUCUUAAAAAAAAGAAACUAAUCUUAUCUAAAUAAGCUGCUGAGGAGCUUUUUGAACAAGGAUUAGUCAUGUGUCUGAAGCUUUAAAAUAUGUAACUUAACUGUGUUUCUAGUUUGAAUCCAGGGACCCAUCUAUCAUACAGAAACUACACUUUACAGUGAAGUAUAAAUUAUCAGCAGCAUUGUCUUUAUUUACAUAAACUUAUUUACAUAAGACCAACAUGACUUAAAAUAUGAAAUGAAUAAACUCAAACAAAUUUCACAGAUACUGCAACUCAACAACACGGUGAAGAACUGUUUACUCCAAUUCAAACUCCUAAUGCAAUCAACUGAAGCUUACAAAUCAUACUAAUGCUGGGAUAUAAUGAACACCACUCAACAUUUUGUCUCCAACAACUUGUGUCCAGCUAGCUUUCUAUUUGAUAACUGCCUCAGCACAGAGACGUUUCUCCUCCUUGUGUCCUUUCCUUCUUCAGCCAUCACUUUCAUGAAGCUAUAAAACAUAAUAGAUUUACUGGAUGGUAUGGUAAGAGCUGAGUGUGUGUAUGUUUAGCGACAGUUAUGACGACCACAAGGUCAGUUUAGGUUGCUGGUCCGCUCAACCAGCUGCCGGCGAAGCAACUUUACCACUCAGCCAUGAAAUGACUUGGCAAGCAGCUGAGAGAGCGGCACACACAACAUUGAAUCAAUGAUGCUCGUCCUCCACACACACACUAACGCACACACACAAAACCCCAAGGAAAAUGUUGACACAACACUAACAUGUGUUUUUUUCUACAGAGGUGUGCACAAAAUCCACAACAUAUCCCAAACAAAUCAGACACACAGCAACAACAAAAAAAAACUUCAUUAAGUGGAAAUGCGUUAUCCAGAGAUGACCCAGCUAUCCUCUCCUCCUCCUCUUCCUUCGCUUCCUUCCUCCUUUCACUUUUAAUGGGGACAGAGGGGACAGAUGGAGAGAGCUCCUCACCCUGCUGCCCCCGUCUGCCCCUCCCCUCCACCUCCCCCUUUCCCUGAUGUUUGUGUCUUAAUUAUAUUAGCGCCCUGGCCGGCACCGCCACUCUGUUUACUCACAGCUCCAUUCAUAUCCAUUUAGCCUGCACCUGUUUGGUCCCCGCCAGGGUCACAUGGAGUGAAUGCACUCAGAAAACAUACGCACACACCCACAGUGCACCACACACAAACGUAGGCUGGAUAACGCACAUAUGCUCAAGCUCUCCCAGGAGACGGUAGGGAGGCAGAAGAGCAAUGGAGAUGUCAAAGAGAAGGAGGGAGGAAAUAAAGAUAUCAGGAACAGCGAGAGAGGGAGAAAGUGAGAGAAGUGAAACAAGAGAUACUUGGAGCUUAAUUAUGAUGUGGAUACAGGCAGACAGGAUUUAGAGAUGCCACUGUUUGCAGCUACAGAUACUUGGUCUACUGUGAAGCAUUUAAGAUGGCACAUUGUCAAGGAGUACAAGAGAGAAAUGAGUGCAUCUAAAUUAUGAAUCACCAGUUUUUGCAUUUUUUGUCCUAUUAAGAGCUAAAGCUGGUCUUUUUUCUUGCUUUUUAAUUAUUAUAACCUUUAUUCAACCAGGUUAGUCUCAUUGAGAAUUAAGAUCUUUUUUUUUUAAUUGAAUUGAGUUAAAUUGAAUGUUUCUUAUUUUUAAAUGAACUUUAUCAUCAAACAUCAUUGUAAACAAGUGAAAAGGGAACAAACAAACAAACAAACAAAAAAAGAACUAAGCAACAGACGUUCCAAUACAUGGCAUAAAAUAUAGCUCAAAAUGAUAUAUGGACAAAAAUUACCAAAUCAUAUAUAUAAAUAUAUAUAUUUAUAUGGCAAAUUAAAGUGGCAGACAACUUAAGUGAAUAUAAUUUGAAUAAAAUUCAUUUCCAAGAGUUCUUUUGCAAGAGAAACCUGGCCAAGAAUGACCGCACAUGACAAAUGUACGCAAAAUCACAUUAAACAUUAUCAAUUAUGAUAUAAAUAAUAUUUGAAAUUACAAGAUUUGUCAAAAUAAAACAUUUGCAUUUAUCUUAUAGGUUUUAAAAUUUGUUAAUUUAAGUCAAAAAAGUAAAAAAUGUCCAUCUUUACCCCUUCUACUGGCUAAAAAUUGUAAAGAAACUCAGAUUUUAAUGCUCCUCAAAAGCAGAGCUUCAAUUUUGAACUGUGUUUUUCUUAAUAAUUUACAUUUUUGACUUUGCUGUUAUUACUACCAUUUGAUUUACAAAAAAGAAAGAACUCAGGUAACAUCUUUAUCAGGCUAUAUGUUACUUUGUCAUCUUUACUGUUUUUUUGUUUUUCUUGGCAGGUGCUUUUGUAUUGCAUCUCUUUUUUUUAUUCCUAUUCUUCAGACUAAAUAAUUCUAAAAGUUGGAGUUAUCUUGCUGGCAUUUGGUUUGGUCACCACAGCGGGCUUUGAUAUGCUAAUGCCAGUUUGUCUCGUAUAAUUUGGGACCCUACAUUUAUCUUGCAGUGACCCUAAUGUGUGCCCUGACCCGGUGGUUGAAAAACACUGCUCUGGAGGACAUAACCACUACAUCAUGUUAGACUGUGUAUGUCUGCUCACACCAAUUAAUGGCACUCUUCCAUCACAGGUUCUCCUGGUCAUGGACAAGAGAACGCAAGAGACGUUCAUCCUGAAAGUAAGUGUAAUAUGUGUGUGUGUGUGUGUGUGUGUUCGUGUGUGUGUGUGUAACUGUAAGUGUGAAGUGUGCCAGGAGCCCCUGUGUGUGUGACCGGUGUAAUUGAUUCUAAUGGGCCUGUCCCUGUCAGCUCCUCUGCUCUCAGGUGUGAGACGUGUGCCAGAUGCCAACGCACAGCGCGGGCAUAGAUGACUACACACUUGUGCGCACAUACUUCUACACACAUGCACAGGCGGCCAAUGUGAACUUUACGUGUAGGGCUGAUAGAUCUGUGUGGCUCUGUUAAAGUCACGCGCUGUAUGUGGCCUGAUGAAUCCAGUGACUUUGGGUUGCCAUGGCGCAAAGCUGGCAACUCUUUAAUGGGAGGUUUCUCCUCUGCCUCACUCCCCUCAUCAUUUUUCCCUACACCUUAAUCAUUAUACAAACGCUCGCCUUCUUCUUUGGGGGUGGAUUUACCCUUUCUUCUCUUUUUCUUUGCUGGAAUUACUCACCUCAUUGCCUAAUUUUUAAUGCAGGGUUUGAGGAAGAGCAGCGACUGUGGGCGGAUUAAGAGGACAAUCAUGCCUUACUCUGUGCCCAACAUGGUGCAGCUGAGGAAGUUCAUCGUCUCUGAAGAUGCAGUGUUCCUCUUGCUGCAGUAUGCCGAAGGUAAAAUACUAAUAUCUCGCAAUCAUCUCUCCUUUUCCUUUUCUCUGCCCUUGUUCCAGACAGAUGUUUGAUAGAGAUGGGUGUGUGUCACAGGUCGUUAUUCUGGAUACCAGGUGGCACCAUGCUUCAUUAGCUAUGCCAACACCUGGGCCUCCUUACAUCCCACUUACUCCAGGGUGGGUGUGUGCAUGUGUGCGUGAAGCUCGUGUGUGUGUGGAUGAGUGCGUUCAAUGAAAUGCAGCCAUAUUUUUCAUGCCCUGUAACCUAUUCAAUCUGGUGCACUCCAUAACCACCCUGCGCUAAUAUUAGUGGACAGUAUUGAAUAUAAUGGGGGCUGUUGGACAUGAUCUAAUAAAGCUAAUCAAAUGUCAGGGAAAGCAAAGUUUUAUCACAGUGACACCAGACUCACAACAUAUAGGGUUUCUCCUUAUGUUUCUGCAAUUUAGUGGUAUAUAUAUAUACAGGCUACAGCUACUGAUGGGUUGAAUGAGGAUAGGCAGGCAGACAGAGGCGAGGCAGUGACCUGGGUGACAUUGGAUAAAACAACAUGUGGAUGGUUCUACUUUCUAAGCCAUCGAGCUGCCCCGCUAUCAUUAUCAUCACGGCAAACUCCCUAUCUGUUCUCAUCACACGCAACAGAUGCUGGCUUCCAAUUGCUCACACUGCAGCUGUGUGUGUGUGUGUGUGUGUGUGUAUAAGACACAGAAAAGUCAAAAUGCUAACAUAACACUGAGGACCUCAAAACAAACCCCAACCCCAUUAAACCAGAUUAGGUUCAGUUAGGACUGUCUUUGUAUGCCCUCGAGUCAGUCUCCUGAGUGAAAACUAGGGAUGUAAACUUGUAGUACUCUCAAUGAUCUAUCAUUGGAAAUUUUCACUGUUCACUACCCUUUACCUGUUCAAAAUAACUUUUCCUUUGACAAAAACAAGUCUUUACAGAAACGUCGUGGACAAACGCCUUGCAAAACAGGUAGAGGUGUGAAGACUGUCCAAUAUGUUGAAUAUCGGCGUGUGCAGGGGGCUCAAAAAUCGACCUGGAGUAAUAGGCUAGUCACAAAGAGCCAGGCUCAAACUGCUUCAUGUGGAGACAGAGCAACAAAAGAACGAAACAGAAAUUACUCGAGGGUCCACAUUGUGUCUGGCUGUCCAUAUUGAUAAAAAAAACAAAAAACAAAAACAAAACUAUUUUUUACUUUUUCUUUCUUUUUUCUUACUUUCUUUUCCUUCUCUUUCUUUCUUUCUUUCUUUCUUUCUUUUUUCUUCUUUCUUUCUUUUGCUUUCUUUUUCUUUCUUUCUUUCUUUCUUUCUUUCUUCCUUUUUCUUUCUUUCUUUUUCUUUCUUUCUUUCUUUCUUUCUUUCUUUCUUUCUUUCUUUCUUUCUUUCUUUCUUUCUUUCUUUCUUUCUUUCUUUCUUUCUUUCUUUCUUUCUUUCUUUCUUAUACAUAUGUACACCAGGCAACUGUACAUGUCAAAUAUAAAACUACACUAACAUAUGUAUGUCAAAAACAAACACUUUGAGAAGGAACAGAAUGAAGCAAAGAGCAACAUUUCAACUAACCAUCAAGUUAAAACAUGAGUGUAAUAAUAUAUUUAUCAUUUGACUGAAUAGCUGAACUGAAGAUGAUGUCAGAAAAGCUGGACAGGACUUCUGCAGGAACUUUCUCAGCCUGUUUUUUGUAACCUUUUGUUGAAUUGAAUGAUUUCCAUUGGCAAUUCCAUAGAAAAGAAAAUAACUGUCUUCCUUUAGCCAUCCUUCGUAGAGUUGUUCAGGUGACGUAUCUUUCAGGAUUAAUGGGGCAGAAGUCACAACGUUUAGAGUUGUUGCUUUUAACACCACUUCUUGUGGUUUAAGUUUCGUUUUGGCAGAAGUUUAAAGAUGUACUCACCAGCUCUGCUGCUAUUGAUUUCAUAUGAUAUGUGCAAUCUGGUUACAUCUGGCAUCACUCCUGCUAUGCAUGGAUUCAGAAUCAAGUAUUCAACACAGCUGGGUUAUCAGCAAGAAAGCCAGAUAAUGAUAGAUAUACAGCUGUAGAAUAAAUAUGAUCUAUGAAUACUGAGAGGGACAUGUUUGGCCUCUCCAACAUCCAUGUGUUUGCUGCAUCUCCGCAUCUCUCCAACAUAUAGUGAAUCAUCACAGUAAGGUUACUCCCUGUUGCCCGCAAGAUCCAACAAUCUAUAGUGAGAGCAUGACUAUGUACUCCACUCAAUUGUUUUUAAUACCUUAGUGUAUUGUUCUAUACAGGUAGAGAUAAGCAGAAAAAUGCUGCUAAAUCUCCCAAAACAUUUCUAGAAAAAGCAAACAUUUUCUCACGCUCUCUUUAUCUCUUUCUUUACCAACUGCUGUGUUAGACAGACCAUCCAUUUGUCUUUGGUUUUAAUUCUCUGUGUUUUUUUUAUCAACAGGUGGGAAGCUGUGGUCUCACAUUGGGAAGUACCUUCGUAGUUCCAGCACAGACGAGAGCUUUGACAUUCCUUUCAUCCAGAAGAGUCACACAGCAGCUGUUCACUCUCCACAGCAAGCUGUACCAAAACUGGACACUGGUUCAGCCAGUUCUGGUUCUGGGCCGCUUGCAUGUUGUGAUUCUGUCUCAGAGCUGCAGAAAGACGACAAUAACCUCAUCACAUCUCCUAAGAAAAGCGUUCUUCCCCCCAGACUUAAGGAACAAAUCGGGGUCCAGUCAGACUCCGGAGCUACCUCCGAGGAGGAGUGCACCAACAGUUAUCUGACACUCUGCAAUGAGUACGAGCAAGACAAAGUAGAACCAGAUGCACUAGAAGAGGAGGAGGAGAAGAGUGAGCAGGAAAUGUUGUCAUUGGAGGUCCCCAACGUGACGACCACCACAUCCUCACGCAGCCGCUCACUGCUCAGCAAUGACAGCCUCUCCUCUCCCAUCAGCUCUCAGGAACUCGGCUUUUUCACAGAGUCGUCUGACAAGAGUGGCAACACAGCUGACAGUGAGCAAUACAGAGGGGACGGCCAGGACAAUAGUGACGUCUUCAGCCCUUUGCCGUCCCCUGCUGCACCUCUGUCUUUGGACCAGUCCAAGCACACACCGAUGGAGUUCUUUCGUAUUGACAGCAAAGACAGUGCAAGCGAGGUGACCUGUCUCGACAUAGGAGAGCAGCGUCCCUCUCAUAAGCAGGUUUCUGUCUUUUCUACAUCUGACCUGGGCUCAGAGGUCACCGAGGAUCUUCCAGAGCUGGCUCAGGAGGUCAGAGGCCACAGCUCGGAGCUUUGGGGAUUGGACUAUAGCGACAAGGGCUCUAAUGAGUCAGUGCCAGUGAUUUCGUUUAAAGAGGCUGUAGUCGAGGAUGAAGGUCACCCUCCAGACCUUUUGGUAAACCUACCUGAAUUAAGUGGGACUGUAGACUCUAUGCAGGAGGAGUUAGAGUCUUCUGGAGUGUGUCUAGGCCUUGAGGCUACAGCAUCUCCUCAGAAAUUAAUCCAGCCUGAUGUCUUACAGCUUCAUAGCCAGCCCGAGGAGGAGGAGGAAGAAGAGGAGGAGGAGGAGCAGCAGCAGCUGGAGCAGGAGCUUUCAUCUUUCUGCACAGCUUCUGCAACCUGUGACACCAGCAUUGCAUCUUCUUCCCCUUUCAACUCGCUGUGGGAUGACUGCAGUUUGGUGUUUGCACAAGAGGCCUCUGAUACAAUGGGGGUUGAUCCUGCAUGCCGUAGUACUGACCUCCCCCUUGAUCUUCCAGAUACAGACUCACACAAUGAGAAACUAGAGGGCGCUAAAGACUUGGUAGAGCUCAGUGGCAAAAACGGGGGUGAGGCCAGUGCGGUGAAAGAGAGUUCACCAGGUCUUGGUGGUGAUUCAUCCAGAGUAAUUAGUAUUAAAGGUGGCAGCGAAUUUGAUAAAGAUGUAUCACGGCUGUUUGCAGAACUAGAUGAGCUGUCGUUGGCUGCAUCCCAAGCUCGUAUCCCUGAGGACUUUGUACGAUGCUGGGCUGCAGAAAUGGUGACAGCUCUGGACUUUCUGCACCAAGAGGGAAUCAUCUGUAGAGACUUGAACCCCAACAACAUCCUGCUAGACCAUCAAGGUUAGAAAUCAGUUUAAAACACUGGCUUUUUCAUGACACUGUUUAGACCAGAACUCCUCUCUGAGUGAUCAAAAGAGUGAUCUUCAAAAGAGUAGCACUACAACAAGAUUUCACAGCCAAGAUGACUGCCCUUUGUGGGGUGACUUUUGAAGUUGUUGAGGAAAGAUACCUGAAAUUCAAAACAUGAUGAGUCAGCUCUUAAAAUGACUUCACGCUAAUGCUAUUUCCAGUAUAUGUGAUUAACCUGUGAGAGUGGCAGUUCUGUUAUUAUGGAAAGGUCAGAAAAACUGUAGAAGCAGCUGUCUUGAAAUUGUUGAUUGGUUUAAGUGUUAGGGGUUGCAAUCACUAGUGGCCCCACGAUUCGCUAUUAUCACAAUACUUGGGCCACGACACAAUAUAAUUGCGAUACAUGGGCCACAAUAUGAUAUUAUCACGAUACUUGGACCAUGAUACGGUAUUAUGACGAUACUUGGGCCACAAUAAGAUAUUAUUGCGAUACAUGGCCACGAUAUAAUAUUAUCACUAUACUUAUACCAUGAUAUGAUAUUAUCACUAUACUUAGACCAUGAUAUGAUAUUAUCACGAUACUUGGGCCAUGAUAUAAUAUUAUCACGAUACUUGGGCCACGAUAUGAUAUUAUCACGAUACUUAGACCAUGAUAUAAUAUUAUCAUGAUGCUUGAGACACGAUAAAAUAUUAUCACUAUACUUAGACCAUAAUAUGACAUUAUCACGAUACUUGGGCCACGAUAUAAUGUUAUCACGAUACUUAGACCAUGAUAUAAUAUUAUCAUGAUGCUUGAGACACGAUAAAAUAUUAUCACUAUACUUAGACCAUAAUAUGACAUUAUCACGAUACUUGGGCCACGAUAUAAUAUUAUCACGAUACUUAGACAAAAAAUACGAUAUUAUCACAAUACUUGGGACACGAUAUGAUAUUAUCACAAUACUUAGACAAUGAUAUGUUAUUAUCACGAUACUUGGGACAUAGUACGAUAUUAUUGCUAUUUUUAACAUUCUGCAAUACAGCGAAUAUUGCGAUACAAUAUAUUGCCAUUUAUAAAACUUUUCAACUGUUAAGCUGAUUUAGCAUAUGUCUUUCCUUUAUGUUUGUCCUAACAAUGCUGCAUUUUAUUUUCAUGUAGCACAUUUUGCAAACCUCAUAUAUGUUUGUUGUACUAACUUUCUCCUGCUCUAUGAUGUCACCUCUGACAACCUCACUGGACAAACAGAUGAUUUUAUUUUUCCAUUAUCAUAGAUUUGACUUCAUAUUAGCAAUUAAUUUGAAACAUCGAUAUUUGGUAACUGAGACAAUACGAUAUAUCACCAGACAAAAGACCCCAAUACUAUGCUGUAUUGGUUUUUUCUCCCACCCCUACGGUGGAUACAACACAAGCACAUUUCCUAUCACUUAACAGUGUUCAUUCACUUGGUCACAAAAACCAAGGGAUCCCCAUUUGGGGUUACAUUAAAAUGCUCGUUUUCACAGCAAAAUUAAACCUGUUUAGCCUAGCUUAAAAGACCGUUUUUGGUGCAUAGCUCCUUUAUUCCAUUGAUUCAUCUAUUAAUAAAAUUUUGACAGGGAGAGUAAGACAAUUUACAUAAUAAGGGCCAUAACUAAAUCGUCAGACAGGUGGGCUUACCCAGCUCCUGUUGGCCAAGAGGCCAAAAGACCAACUCAGCGUGUUUCUAGGUUGAUUUAAAGCUGGGUUUAGUCGGCAUCGUCUCCAAAGAAACAAAAGGCCUCAAGUAAACUUAAUAAGGAGCCAACCCUUCUGAAACUUCUGUGUCAUUAAGUAUCAGUUUUGUCUUUCCUACCAUCUCCUGUAAGAAAGGAGUAAAAAGUUGUGCUUAUUCUUUAAACAUGAUGGUCAUACAGACUCUUUCAUUUAUCCAUGAUGUAAUGUGUUUACUUAAAUGAAGGCUCCUCCAGCAGUAAAAGUGUUGUUGUACCAGGAGGUCACAGAUUCCCCCUCAACUUCUUCUUUUGUUGUCCUACAAUCAUCUCUCCCCUCGUCGUUAUCAACAAGCGUCUAAUUAGCUGAGUGGCUGUUUUCGUCUCCCUGGCCCAGGGGCCCAUCAACGGCGUAGUGUGGUGCAUCAGUCUGGCUAGCCCAGGCUAAUGGCCACGGCUACCUAAUGACACCAUUAGUUCUAAUGAUAGCGUUAACGGGUAGCCGCUAAACAGGAGUAAUCGGUGGGGCUGUGAGCUUGAAAAGCUUGCAGGGGGAUGUGGAGAGGCAGAAAGGAACAGCGGAAGAAAGGUGAAUAAACAGUUUGAGAAGUGGCGAGUCUGAGUGACACUUGACUGCCAGGGGUUGUCACAGGAGACGAAUGAGAUGAUCACAUUUGGAUAAACAUUUUCUGUCGCUUCUUGUCUCCUUAGGUCAUGUUCAGCUCACUUACUUCUGCAGCUGGAGCGACAUGGAGGAUUCGUGUGACAAAGAGGCUAUUGCCAAUAUGUACUGUGCACCAGGUGAGCUAUACAAAUACACGCUAAUUCACUUGAUGUCUGAUUUCUAAGAUGCACUAAUGCUAUGCUUAUUAACAAGGAGCCUCAGUGUGUUUUUGUGUCAGUUAGGAGGUGUGUUUGGGGUUAAUUCUAUGCAGGCAUGCAAGAUAAGUAGGCCACUUUCCCAUGGUUACAAAACCCUCAUUCAUAACCAGGCAUGAAGAAAAAAUCAAAGUAUAUGCAAACCACUUACGAGCACCAAAACUGUUUAUUCAUUUUGAUUACGAGACACAGAAAUCUAUAUUGUAAGGUCCUCUUUAGGGUGCAUCCCUUUCCACUUUCUCUUUUAUCGCAGUAAAAUAAACAACACCCACAGGAUCAAAACAGCAACCUGGUCACAGCGCCGUUUAGCUUUUCAAUGAACUGUGCCACUAGCUGGUAUUAAGGAGAAUGAAUAAGAAAUAUCUUGUUGCCCCAAACAUGACACAGUCGUUGAAAGCUUGUAUUGUAGUUCUCCGGUUGUCCUCUAGAGCGUGCUGUUGUGCAGGAGGUUGCUGGUGGUGCAGUAACCCCGUGUGUUGCCCCCAGCAGGCUUGUGGCAGCUCUGGCAUGCUGUUUACAAGCUGCCGAAAACAAACUGCUGCUAGACUACAGCACCAUGUCCCCAUUUAGCACUUCUGUGUGUGGGCCUUGUGUUUGACAUCUAUAGGUGGGUACAUUUUCCAGAGUGUAGUGUAGCUGCUGUAAGACACAUAGGCUGCUGGGUAUUCUAUAUAUGCUAAAUAACACAUUUCUUAAAUAUGCAGGAUUGAGAAUUGCAAGAUAACACCUGGGCGCACUUGGAGACACACACGAUGACCCUCACACUCAUUCACUCUCCCACACACCUAUAUUAAGCUUUUCACUCAUAUUCAUCCUCUCUCCCAAGCCAGGAAGGUCACUUCAGAUUUAAAUCCUUCUUGUGCCUGGAACAUACAGUAUGCCACUGCUGUAAUAAAUCUGAAAGCAACAAAUGCUCCAUCUAAUAUCCAAAGUGUGCAUUUUUUAUUCCCUAAGUAGCAGCCAGUCUAAAAGCCUACUAAUGGAAAUAGAAGCACAUGAAGCUAUAGAGCAGGCGGCGAGAGGAGGUGACCUGAAGACACCAAGUGAAGCUUAGCACCGGGGUCUUAAUGCAGAGUGUGGCUUAAAGUCUGAGUGUUGCUGAGACAUGUGCGCCACUUAUGUAAGGAAACAAACGUGCUUUUUGUCUGGUAGGUAUUAGAAAUUGUGGGUGGUGGAUUUUAAGGCUGCAGUACAUGAACAGUCUAUUCUUUCAGAGUAAAUCUGGCAUUCUGAUUUAUUUUUGUGGGAGCUUGAUUUUCUUAAAACUCUCUCUUUACCUUGUUAUCACAGCAUGAGAAAUUAAAGUUGCAACUGUGACCAGCUAUUACUCAAAGUAGGGGUGUCCUGAUAUGAUAUUGAUAAUGGAUAUCGGUCUGAUAUCAGCAAAAAAAUGAAUAUCGGAUUAUAUCAGCCUGCAUCUAAAAUCUCCGAUAUCAGCACUCAGAUACAAGCAGUCCAUUCCAGACUCCGCUGUCGCACCUCUAUCUAGCAGCAUCCAGAUCCAGCAUGCAGAGCCCACAUAAUCACAACAACAGCGUGUACCAAGGUACGAACAAAGUAACAAGGAGUAGGAGUGAUGUCGGCCUUGUGGCAGUAUUUUUGUUCAUGGCCAAAAAAGAUGUAGCAGCUGAGUGAAAAACUUGUCAUGCACAAUUUUGUGCCAAUAUCCAAAUAUCCGAUCAAUAUCAGUAUCGGCCAAACUACAGGGCUACAUAUCGGUAUUGUAUUGGAAGUAUAAAAGUUGUAUCAGGACACCCCUUAUUCAAAGCAUCAAAUAUUUCCCCUAUUUUCAAAAGUGCCAUUGUCAAAUAAUAUUGUUUGUCCAUUUUAGCGUUUGACUGCUGGCCUGACAACUACACCACGUGUUUUUGUACUAGAAACUUAAGCAGGUUUUAUUUCUAUACAUGACAGAAACGGUAACUGGCUGUCAUAAAAUACAUAAAAACACUCUAUUUCCAUAAAACAUCUAAUUAACCGUCUUCCAGUGAUAAAACAAUUUGACUUUUUUUAAGAGUCAGAAAAAAGAGGAAUAAUUGUUGGUCACAUAACACGACUAGCUUUGAAUACAAGUUUGACAAACACCCUACACAGUACAGUUUCUGACGUUAAUCCCUUAAAAAGUUGCAGCAGAGGGUUCCCUGUAAAAAAGUGAUUUAAGUGAAGAAGGGGAAAAAAAGUCUGCACCUUUUGUAAAAAGAAGAGGAACUGGAUUGACCUCUGCCCAGUUGUUUAAGGUCUUGUCAGCGGAGGGACUGUCGAGCUUAUGUAGACGUAGUACACAUCAGCAACCAGCAGGGGGUGUGUUAUGCUGUCGUUGUGCUUUAGGGCCACUCACACAUCCACAGACAGUCCCACAAUGCCACUGGCAACUUUGUCUCCUUUUUUCACCUUUCUCUGUUUUUGUCUUAAACUCUUUUAUACGAAUACAACGAAGCGUUUUCACCUAUUCUACUUUUUUAUUUUUAUUUUUUUACUUUUUACAAACCUACAAAUUUCCUAACCCCAGGUUGCUCAAGUAUCUUCAGAUGUACUUGUGUGCACACACACUGACUCAGAGGUUAGUGAGUGUGUGUCUCUCCUGCCCUUGUUAUGUAUUGCUGUUUAUCCAGACAGGGUCAGCUCGUGCGAUGGCUUCAUUCCUGAUGACAGAUUUAUGACUGUUUGCCAGAAAGCUAGCAGGGGGCCUGCUGUGACCGUAUGUGCGUGCGUGUGUGUAUAUGUGUGUGUGUAUGUGUGUAAGAAGGAGGGAAACAUGUUUUUAAAAGGCACACAUUCACACCCACAAAAAAACACAGGAGUGGACUUGGAAAAUACAGCAGCUGCGUAUUAAUCUAUUUAUCCUGCACUUCUGCUUAUUUACUUUUCAUCCUUUCCAUCAUAAAUAAACAUCAGAUGGCUCACGUUUACGCGUUUUUAAUACGGCCAAAAACAAACCGGCUGAUAUCAUGCAACAUGUAUCGAGCAGAAAGGGUCAUUGUUUAUUGUUCAGUUGAGAGGGAAGCAAGGACAAACCCGAUUGUCUUCAAUGUCUAAGAAAGAGGAAAUUCAGUGUAUUCUUCCUCUCUGGGGUAACCAGCCAGUUACUGAGAAGUCCAUCAUUAUACUCACCGUUUUUUUUUUUUUUUUCACCCUUUGUUCUUUUACCUGCAGCCACAGGAAGAUGUAAUGGAAAAUAAUGAGUAGUUCCCCUUUCAAACACAGAAUUGUCAUCUUACCAGUUUGAGUAAUUAUACAAACAAAGACAAAUCUGUGACUUUAUUAUAGUAUUGAAUCAUUUUGUCUCCCCAUAGGGCUGUUUCCAGACUGUUUUUGGAUAAAAGAGUUUCUUGGUUAUUUCAACAGAGCCUUUCCUGCACAUGAGACACACUCACACAGUCUAAGAAACAUCACACAUACAGUAGGUCCCUCCCGACUUCCUACCUGCACCUACGCCACUUCCUCUUUUAACAAUGACUUUCGGUUAAGUUUUUAGGGAAGUUUGUCUAAGAGGAGAAGAGAGAAAGUUCCUUAUGGCCCCCAGGAGAGAGGGGAUGGAGCGUGAUUAAGAUACAGAGCUGGAGGGAAUAGCAUUGUUGAGGGGAAAAGGAAGAAGAAGAGGCCACGAGGUGAACACCGUGUGUGUUGUUAUAGCAGCGUAUCUGUUCUCCUCAGUUUCCUCUUGUUUUCUUGAAACUCUCGUUAUGGGUUUCAAGUUCGCUUUUCAAGAAGAAAAAUCUGACGGAGGUGUGGCUGGAUUUGAAAGUUUACCCAUCAGACAAUGUAACAGGGAGGUUUGAACGACCCAUGGCCUCUGGACGCAGUUAAUUCUCCCUUCUCGUCCUCUUCCUCUCUGUCUCCUCUUCUCCCUGCCUCGCUCUGACAGAGCGGUAAGUGUAGCCAGCUCCACUGUACUCUCCCUGCAGCUCCUUAGACAUUAAUCCAUUGUGAUGACAUCGACCUUGCUCUGAGACGUUUGCGAUUGUGUGUGUGUGUGUGUGUGUGUGUGUCCAGUAUCUCCCCUCCAGCUCAUAACAACGCAGGUAUCACUAGUCUGUUCAAUGACGAUCUUCUCUCCUUGGCUGUCAAAACAGUUGUCCUGGGGAGCCCUGAAGACUGGUUGCUCAGUUGGCUGUGCCUGUUAGUGUGUGUGUCUGCAUAUGUGUGUGUGUUGUUGUGUGUUUGGAAGUCGUAUCAUAGCCCUCACUAACCUCUGCUGCAAGAGAGCCGCACAAGGCCCCUGGAGUUCCCCGCAGCCUCCAGAAGACGAGGGGGUCUUUGUCUCUUUCGCUCCCCCAGCUGAGGAGCCUGGUCUCUGGGCGCACACAGCCGUGACCCUAGGGUCCCGGCCCCUCUGGAGAGAGCAGAGCAGAGGGAAGCUGAGCGGCACAAGAGGCCAUCUGGUACCCAGUGGAGCUAGUAGCAUACACACACACACACACACACACACACUUACACACUCACUCUUUUUCUUUCUCACAUACAUUCACUUUUGACUUGUGUAGAUAAGUAUCAUUCUUAGGUUCCUUAUGCUUUUUGAUGUUGCAGAUCAGAUUAAGGACUGAGGCUGAAGUGUUUAGAUUUAACUUUCACUUUUUGUCCACAGAUUUAGAUUUGACUGAGUUGUGUACGUUUAAGAACAUUUCAGUAAAAAGUUCAUCUAAUAAAAUGCACCAAAUAUUGUCCAUAAUUAAUAAAAACAUGUCUUUGUUUCUGGGUACCAAGACAUACAACAGAAUGUUGUAUUGCCACCAGGGUUUGUUGUACUAUUGAAUUGAUUUUUUAACUAAUGAGGAGUUCAAUUUUAAGGUAAGAUUUGCUGCUUUUCUUUCUGAGAGUUGUAAGAUUUGCAGCUCUGUUUGAGAUGAGUCAACUUGGACCAAAAAAAACUCUGAAAUUUCACCUUUUGAACAAAAAAUAAAAACAUAUGUUGUCAGCCCACUCCUGAGCUUGAUGAACAGAUUUGACGAUAAAAGAACCAGCGAACCGAUCAAUGAUAAUGAUAAACAUAAGCUUGAGCCCUGCUCUGCGCUGUAGUUAAUUUUUAGGGCUAAAGUUGGUGUCGUUGGUAAAGGAAAAUCUGAACACAAUGUUCUCCUUUCUUCCUGCUUUCUUUUUCUUAGUGCGUGUGUGUGUGUGUGUGUGUGUGUGUGUGUGUGUGUCGUGUGCGUGUGUGUGUCUGUUUGUGUGUGUGUGUGUGUGUUUGAGGUCAGGUCAUGCAGAUGGUGUGAAGUUGCAGCAGACGGUUUCCUCAAUUUAACUGCUUUUUUAUUAUGCAAAUCACCCUUUUAUGAGACACACACUUGUUUGUGUGUGUGUGUGUGCGCGUGCUGUGUGUGUGACUGUGUCUACAUUUUGUGCUCAUUUUGAAUCAAUUGUGUCAAUUCAAUGAAACAUUAAGUUAUCCAAGAUGUCAUGAUGAAACAGUGUUGAAUGUCUGGUCUUUAGAAGCAAGAUAACCACAUGAUGUAAUCUUGUUAAGGAGUGUUCAGGAUCAGUAAAUGAGUGGAUUGUAAAACUUUGAUCAUUUUACACUUUUUUUCAGGGCUGAUUAUUGAUUGAUUGGUCGUCUUGGUCUCUAUUUGUUAAGCUUUUUAAUCUUCCGUUUGAUUAACCGCCUUUCAUAUUUUUCUGCUCUUGUUCCAGAGGUGGGAGGGAUCAGUGAGGAGACAGUAGCGUGUGAUUGGUGGAGUUUAGGCGCCAUCCUGUUCGAGCUCCUAACAGGCAUGGUGAGUGAAACACUCCAAAAAAUGUUAUCUUUGUUGGGAAGGUGUUGUGGGAUGUCUGUAGGUGUCUUGGCUUUCAACUCUCUCACAGUCUUUAUGGCGGUGCCAGGGCUGUGUGUGAUUCUGGGCGCGUGUCUGCCUGCGUCUGAGUAGGUCGAGUUUGUUGAUUUUUUUCCGUGUGUAUAUAGGUGUGUGAGGUAAGUCUUGGCUGCUGUCUCAUUCUCUGGUUCUCGGGGAGUGCCAGGGGUGUCGGUGUGACUUUCUCCCCCAGCCUGAGCUCCAUCUGCUGGGCCAGGGGGUCAGCUCUCACCGGGCCUCUCUGCUGGCUCCUGGAGCAGCACUGGGCUUUGAGUGUGCCGCUCCGAGGUCAGCGUGGAAGGUGAGGAGCAGGGCAGCUCUCAAGGCGCUGGAACCCAGGUUUGGGGACCAUCUUUUAAGACGGCUUUUUUUAAGUUUGGAAGACAACCGAUCCAAAUUCAGCCGCCAUACAUAACCACAUGAACGCAUGCUAAUGAUAACUUACAGCUCACUUGAAGGACAAACACACAUUAGCACACGUAGAUAGACGCCCAGUGCAGGUGCAGAGUGUCCCUUCAAUUUUUUAUCAUCUAUUAAAUUUGAAUAUAUUCUAACUGAUUGCCAGUGGGCAUAUUUUCAUAUCAGCGCCUGCCAUCGAUGGCCUAAAACAUGAGUUGGGGGUGUUAGGUAAGUGGUAUUAUAUUGAACAAUACACACCGCCUUACCUGUGAAAAAAAGUCACUCACACAGAUGUCUCGUUUGAUGAUUAUGUCUGGGUACAGCCCUGGCAAGGAUACACACACGCAGGCACACACAGCGUCUCUUGAUCCUUGCAGGAUAAGAUCUUGCCUGGAGCAGUCUUGACUGCUGCUAGGAACACUGCCAGAACUCCUGCCGCACGUACAGAAGAGAGAGAGAGAGAGAGAGAGGCAACCGAUCUAACUGAUGGAAAAAAUGACACACACACGCACAGGAUCCCCUAAAACAGUUUACAGCUGUCUCUCUGCGCACACUUCUGCUCCAGCAUUUUCAAUUUAUAGGUGUAAAUGCACUGGAAGAUGUGUUGCCGCAAGAAACGGUAAUUAGUGUAAUUUUUGUCAGUUAUUUGAACAACAGGAUGACUUUCAGUAUUUGGAAAAGCAUCUGCAGGUGUGAAUAUUAAAGGGAUAUUCCGGCGAAUACUUAAGUUAUGGUCAAACACACCGUAACACCGAGUUAGACACGUCCUCGAGAGAUGAAUGUUGCCGACCACUUGCUUCUCUAGUUAUACCAACUUUAGUAACGACCGCACGAUAGCAAUACACAGCGGUCUACGUCUCCACACGCCAACCUCAACCAAAAAGCCACUCUAUAGCCACAAAUAAUGCUCAGAACAGCAGCUAACUUCAUCAACAGUACAUAUAGGGUCCCAGCCAUAGUACUAGCCACCAAACAUCUUUUUAACUUUGCUUGGUUUCUUUCACAAAGAGACCCAACACAACUUACCUACUCUCCUCCAGCAGCCGUUUGUUUGUGUGGGAGCCCCGACGAGUUGAUCACUGAUUGCAGCGGAGUUUCACAGCUCAAGGAAGAACAUUUAUGAUCAUCGCUUCAUGGAAAUGCAAUCAGACCGAGAUGUUAAGACAGAAGAACUACUGCGUCUGCAGUGCACAAUGAUUAAUAUAGUGAUUAUUACUUCAUGGAAAUGAUCCUCUGGUCACAUUUUGCUGACUUUUUUACACUCCCAGUAUCACAAAUAAUGUAAAAACAUGUCAUUCUUUCUGUUCCAAGACAGAAUAAAUUUCAGUUCAUUCAGGACCUUGUUGUGGUCGAUGUGAUCAGAUCAGUGUUGUUUCAGGUGCUCAGGCGCUUUGGUCUCCUCCCUAUUUGUCCAGUCACAGUGCUCCCACUGUGACCUUAUAGGCUCCAUGGGUGUCAGUGUUUCGGUCCCUUUGGUUCCCUCGUUGUAUGUUUUGAUUGAUAGUUAUCUGUUCUUUCCACCCCUCCUUCCUCUGUGCACAGUCUCUGCUGCGGUGCCAUCCAGCAGGAAUUGGUCGUCACACUUCUCUCAACAUCCCUGAGUCUGUUUCAGAGGAGGGCAGGUCACUGCUGGAGCAGGUGAGAGCCACUUGGGUGCCACUGAUACCUCAUUAUUUUGAUAUUUCAGUCGUCAUUUUACACAUAGAAUUUGACUUAUUGGCCUUUUCAAGUGAAUUUUUUUUUCUUUUAAAACAUCCCUAUUUAUAAUCUAUUCUAAACUAAAUUAAAAGUAAAUUAUAAGUUAUGAACAUGUUGUCAAAGGGGGUUUUAAUUUAAGGGUACUUCAAUUCUUGAUUAGUUCAGUAGUACAAGCAGCAUAAGCUUAUUCCUCAUACAGAGACAACAGUCAUCACUGCAGAAGCCCUCGGUUUAGUUCCUUUUUUGGCUUGUUGUUGGAUGACUUUCCUUCAUGGAGUUGAUUGACGUCUUUUCACUUUGUAAUUAAUCUUUCACAUAUCAGUGAACUUGCAGACACUUCGGCAUCACUUUUCUGAAUGUGCUCGGUGCUUUAUUUGAACUGUCUGAUUGUUGUUUUUCCAUAUUGUUGUUUUAUCAUUAUCCUGGUUUCCUCCUUAAUUAAAGCAUGUGUUGGCCUGUAUUUUUGUCCUUUUGUGCAGUUGCUCCAGUUUAACCCAAUAGAGAGACUGGGGGCAGGUGUUGGAGGAGUGGAUGACAUCAAAGCCCACCCUUUUUUUGCCAAAAUUGACUGGCCCAAAUAGACACUAUGCAUUAUGGGACUGCCGAAAUCAGAGUUGUGUUCUCAGGCACUGGGUGCCCUGGAGGAACUCCGGUUGGAAUGGACAACUAUAAAGAUUCAACUUCGAACUGAUGCAUUUCUGCCCACAUAUCCACUCUUUGUGUCGCCACACAGUCACUGCAUACUUUAACUUUUUUUUACCAAAUUUGCCAAGAAGCAGUAUUAUCUCUCUGGAAAAUGCCACUUCUUUUUAUUUCCACACAGGUUUACUAUGUAAACUGUUUCUUUUUUUUGAGCAGGGAACACAUAACAACAUGUGGUGCAAUAAUUAACCUUGUUUGUACUGUUAUUGAGGGAUGAUCUACGACAGCAUUGUUGCUUUAACACUCCUUAGACAUUUGCUGUGAGCCAAAAUGACACAACUGAGAGUGAAGGGUGGCAUUUGGUGGGACAUUAUUAUUAUUUUAUUUGCACUCAUUAACUAUUGCAUGCCAAACAUUAAACUGACACCGCUUUCAUAGAUCUCUGUGCAGUACUGUGUUAGAUGCCACCUAAAACACUUAAGACAUUCCUCACAAGGCCCACUGAGGUCAGCUGAGCUUUUUAUUUAUGAGCAGUUAUGUUGUGAUAGAUAAACAGAGGAUUUUUCACACACCAUAACAUUUCCAGAGUUGGGGUUCUUUUUGCUUACUGGCCCAAAUUUAGUAAUAUAGAUGGAUACUAUGCAAGGGGGGUGAGCUGGAGUAUGAUUUUUUUUUCGAGUGAUGGUUUAAAUUAUAUCAGGAUUUGAUUUAUUGCUUAUUUAAAUGUUCAUAUCCGUAAAGAGGGCCGGUUUAACAUAAACAUAAAUAUUCAAGCGAGUAAAGAAGGAGAAGACACAUUUAAAGCCAGCCCUUUUACCAAAUCAAGUUGUUUUUAUGAAUAACAGAGCACUGAAUUUUCUGCAUGGUAAAAAAAAAAGAUUUCUGUAAAAUACUCCGAACUUUGUCAUAAAUCUAUUAAAGAAUAAAUAACGUGAUUAUAUGUGUGUAUUGUAAAUACAACUUUUAAAGGAUGUUGUGCUUAAAGAAAGGUCUCCCCAGGUCUCCACACCUUGACUGCGUCUAACCCGUCAGUGACUCACCACAUCAUUGGUCAAGUUUGUGGAGUUUUUUUCUGAAUAGUUUUAUUAACACACCUGCUAACAUGCCAUGAAGAUCAUGUUGCUGAUUUUAUAAUGUCUUUAAUAUAUAGUAAACAUUUCAGUGAUUACAUUAAAUGCCAUAUAUCACUAUUUGUAUAAUGACACGAGACUUACUUGAGCUACUAUCAAACACACAUUAAUACAUUUCUCUAACAUCACAUGAAUAAUCACUCCUCUGUAAAUGCUGCACUCUGUUAUACUUCACAUUAAAGUUAACUGACAGAUUCUGUAAAUGAUGAGGUUCGUAUUCCAUCUACUAAACCCUUUUUAUCAGACAUUGACAUCACAGUGAGAUCAGGGUUUUUCUUUUUUGUUGUUUUUUUAUGCGACACUCACUCUGGUCUGUGCUCCAUCAUGUCUGUACUGGUCUGUCAGUCACUCUGGAUAACAAUAAACAUACCUGGAUGAGAACAUGUA